Colletotrichum godetiae is the source of this 768-nucleotide messenger RNA. Its product is annotated as 60S ribosomal protein L2. Gene Ontology annotation, cellular component: cytosolic large ribosomal subunit; ribosome. The record is from RefSeq and is a predicted model, not a curated record. Gene Ontology annotation, biological process: cytoplasmic translation. The transcript is spliced from 4 exons. Bases 1 to 768 code for a protein of 255 amino acids. Gene Ontology annotation, molecular function: structural constituent of ribosome; RNA binding. NCBI's taxonomy places the organism in Eukaryota, Fungi, Ascomycota, Sordariomycetes, Glomerellales, Glomerellaceae.
AUGGGUCGCGUUAUCCGUAACCAGAGAAGAGGUCGUGGCUCGAUCUUCACGGCCAACACCCGCCUGAACAAGGCCCCCGCGAAGUUCCGCAACCUCGACUAUGCCGAGAGACACGGAUACCUUCGUGGUAUCGUGAAGGACAUCAUCCACGACCCCGGCCGUGGCGCUCCUCUCGCCCAGGUCGUCUUCCGCGACCCCUACAAGUUCAAGCAGCACACCGAGACCUUCAUCGCCAACGAGGGCAUGUACACCGGCCAGUUCAUCUACGCUGGCAAGAAGGCCGCCCUGACCGUCGGCAACGUUCUUCCCCUCGGCUCCAUGCCUGAGGGUACCGUCGUCUCCAACGUCGAGACCAAGAUCGGUGACCGUGGCACUCUCGGCCGCACUUCCGGCAACUACAUCACCAUUGUCGGCCACAACCCCGAUGAGGGCAAGACCCGCAUCAAGCUUCCCUCCGGCGCCAAGAAGGUUGUCCACUCCGAGGCCCGCGGCAUGAUCGGCAUUGUUGCCGGUGGUGGCCGUACCGACAAGCCCCUCCUGAAGGCUUCUCGCGCCAAGCACAAAUUCGCCGUCAAGCGUGGUGCCAACUGGCCCAGAACUCGUGGUGUUGCCAUGAACCCCGUCGACCAUCCCCACGGUGGUGGUAACCACCAGCAUAUCGGUAAGGCCUCGACCAUCUCCCGCUACGCCGUCCAGGGACAAAAGGCCGGUCUUAUUGCUGCGAGACGGACGGGUCUGCUCCGUGGUACCCAGAAGGUCAAGGAAUAA